UCCGGUAUGGUGAAUCACGGAAAGGGUCCCCAGUUGUUUAUGGGUACCACACCUUUCAAUCUGUUUGGAUCAAAAACAGUGCAUUUCACAGAAACAGUGGGAAAAGGAUCUCCUUCAAAAAGGCCCUCUUCUUUGCCUGUACACUCUGAUAUUCCUGUGUCAAAAAUGUACCAGUCUUCCCUGCCAGUAACUUCCAGAAGCCUGUCAUGGUUUCCUAAUGACAGUAUGUAUAAUGCAUCUUCUACUGGAGUAAAACCAAACAGUCAGCCAUUUAAGGCAGUGUUGACUGACAGAAAUAGUGAUACCACUCCUCUGUCAUCAUCAGUUUUUCAGGAUAAAGCAGGGGUUCCUACAUCAGUCUUCCAUCCUGUGGGUACUCCACAUCUAAUAAUGCAAAUGAGUCAUCUGCAGUCUUCCACAGCACUGACUAAUUGCGCUACAGGCUCUACCAGUGCACCUUUCAUGUCAUCAGCUUCUGAGAGCCUGGCUGAGGUCUCCAGCUUGACAGAGAGCACAUCUUCCCUUUCAUUGGCAAAAUCACUUGGUCCAGAUGCAAAGCACGCUCGUAGUGCAGCGCUGCCAGUACGAGCACUUAGAAGCAAAACAGAUUUUCUCUUUAGAAAUACAACACGCUCCUCUUUGACAAGCACAAGGUCUGCCUUGCUAACUGAGACAAAUGACUCCCUUACUAGGCCAGCACACGCAGAUGGUCCCAGUGCAGCAGCAGCCGAUAAGGAUACUGUGCAAAUCCCUUUGACUGUUUCCUUGCAUCCCUCUGUGGUGGCUCAGAGUCAGACUUCUGCAGGAGACCUGACCGAUGGAGCUCAUCAGACAAAUGGCAUGCAGCUGCCAACUGCUUCUGCACGUACUGUCCCAACUUUGGAUGGCUUUCCCAUUGCAAGAACAGCUCAACAGCCUUUCACAAGAGGGGUGACAGCAAAGAUGUCUGUGAACUUUAACGCUAAUAGUGUUCUGCGUUAUGGAUCUCAGCUUUCAAAAGUUUCUCCUGAUAUCCAAACCAGUAAACUCCCCAAAGAAUCAAAGAUACCAGGCACUGUUUUGGAAACAGCCAGGACUAGUUCUGAUCUAGCUGCAGUGACUGCAUAUCUUCCACCUGAAGGUGCAGAAAGUCCAGAUGUAACUGCAAAUGAAGACAGGAAUGUGAGGGCACCCACUGUUGUGACUACACAUGCACAAUAUUCACCUCCAAGAGCUUUAAAUCAUUCUACCUCUAACCAGACAUUACAUUCUGUUCAUAGAAAGCCGCUCACCUCGCUCUUGCCUUCAGUGUGGGGUACGCUGCCAUCACUUGUUUCCAUGACAACAGUAAUGGACAGCCACAGCUCCAGCUUUUCUGGGAUUUCAAAUGCUGAUUCAAAAAGCAAAUUAGGUCCUGUCAGCUCUCCUGAAGUCACAACUUUGGCUUCUACAUGGACUAAUACAGCACUGCUGUCUUCAGCUGGCGUUAGUGUUCCUUCAGUAAAAUCUUCAGUCAAAACGGCAAUAAGAGAAGUUCCUCCAAGUAAUUCCCCAUUGGAAACUGAGCACCAUGCACCAUACUCAGUAGUUUCAAGUCUGCAAAAGAAAGUUAAUACAGAUAAGCAGCCACCCUUCUCCACUCCUUCAGCAAACUAUAUAUCUGCAAACUCUAGGCAAAACGUUUUGAAUCCACCCUUUGAUGGAACAGAGUUGAAUAGUUUUCUAGAAUCUGAUGUAGGUGCAUUUGCACUGAAAACAUCUCCCAUUCGGUAUUCAUCCCUUGCUACCACUUUGGUACUUGACCCCCUGCAAAAAAACCAUGGGAGCACAUCUGAAAACAUGGCUAAUGUCUUCACUGUUGGGGAUGUUCACAUCAGUAUCCGCUAUGAAGCACCUCUCCAUUUACAUGUGCUUUCUGUUAAUGAUACAGGUGCUUUCCCUAGCUCUCUAGAAUCACAAACUGAUGCUGGAAAGAUUAAGGACUUUGUCAUUAAAGUAGGCACACCACCAACACUGGCUUUUCAGCUCGCUGACAACUUGGUUCUUCAGGCCAGCAAUGAAAGCAGUGCCAUCCACAGCGUACUGCCACCCGAGUCCCCCUCUCCUGCCACCAAGCCUCCUAGCUCAACUUCCCUGCAUAGCUUUAUUACAGAAGAAGACAUCGGUUCUGGCAAUUUGCCAGAAUUUGCAGAUAACCAAUUAGAAUCCUCGGGUUAUUUGGUUAUGGCUGAUAAAAAUCCAGCUACAUUUAGUGUGGAGGAGUGGAACGUGAGUGCUACAAGGCAUAGUCUAGUUCCCAGUAAUAUAUCUAAUAAAGCUACCAAGGGCAUCCCAUUGCAAACCCCUACCACCAGUGCUCUGCAGUCAGUCAUCAUAACUGCUGUCCAUGCAUCACCAACACAACUAACUUCUCCUUUUUUGUCAACAACCAACUUUACCCAUUCUGUCAUUACAGUGUUAUCUGGAGUAUCUUCUGGUGCAAUACCUACAGUAGGAACUUCAGAAGCAAAACCACUAACAAGAAAAUCAUCUCCAGCUUCACCAGUGCCAGCUUCUUCCUUCUUUUCUCUAGGCACUGAAAACACACCUUUGCCAUCUGUGAUGGCUUUAAGCACACCGAUACUGACACUAACAAAAAAUAACACUGCCACCAAAUUGACAUCGGACCCAAGCUCAGUAGGGACACACACAGAUUUUCCUUUUGCAACAAGAAACGCAACUGCCUCACACGUGGACAUGACAGCUAUGCUCAUCACCCCUAAAAGCACCACGGUCACAGCUUCCAUGCUUGCACCCACAGCACAUGUACCAAGGCAGAUAGAAACACCAGUAACUGACACCCAGAAGUUCCCAAGCUCAGAAAUCACCAAAACAUCAACCCCCUAUCCACUGACAAUUACAGCAGCUUUGACAUCUAUUACAGCGUCAGCGAAAACAACUAGGCUUCCCCCUACUCCCGUGGAAAACACCUCCGCUCCUCCCGACACCACGGCAGCAGCCGCUUUCGCUAACAUGACGGCAGCUCCGCCCCUGGAUUGCCGCCUCUCCAGGAACCUUAUGGUUAAAACAGUUCUGUUUCUGAACACCAGGAGGAUGCUGAUCAGCAAUUCCUUCAAGGAGAGCGUGAGAAAAGGACUCAACCAAGUGCUGAGACAAGCUUUCAACCAAAACGUCAGCGCUCAGGUCGAAGUCCUGGAGCAAUCAAGUAACUUAACAGUUGGUUACUACGUUACACGGGGGAGACUGGUUUUUAUGCCCACUGCUGUGAUUGAAAGGCUUCUUGCAUAUGGCAUUAGCAACGCCACAGCAGACAUAAAGCAGCACGUACCACAUCUCCAGUCCGUGGUAGCCCUGGCCUUGCCAUGGAAGCCCCUUCCUGCGUACCACUUCCAGCUGAAAACAGAGCUGCAGUUUGUGGGUCAAACAGACAAUAUACAGUCAUGCAAAUUUGUUCAGACCAUGGAGCAGCGGUUACAGAGAGCAUUUCAGGAUGCUGAAAGAAAGGUCUUAAACACCAGCAACAACUUAACAGUUCAGAUUUUGAACACCUCCAAUGUCUCCCAAGCUGUCACUCUGUUUUACGUAGUGAACAAUCAAAGCACAACUCUCAAUGGCACUAUUUCCAGCAACCUUCUUAAUCAGCUGUCAGCUGAGCUGGUGGGUUUCUAUCUAACCUACCCUCCCCUCACCAUUGCAGAAUCUUUGGAGUAUCCAAACCUUGAUGUCUCAGAGUCAACUAGAGACUACUGGGUGAUAACAGUUAUUCAAGGGGUCGAUAUUGCAUUACUGGGACUGAACAACCAGAGCUUUGCAAGGUUAAUGGAGCAGCGUCUGGCCCCGCUGUUUAUGAUGUCCCAUCAGCAAGGAAGGCGAUUCAAACGUGCCACUACUGUGGGCAGCUACACUGUGCAGAUGGUAAAAAUCCAACGUAUCCCAGGACCCAAGGAGCCAGCUGAACUGACAUACUAUACUUUAUACAACGGGAAACCUUUGCUGGGCACUGCAGCUGCCAAAAUUUUGAGUACUGUUGACUCCCAGCGGAUGGCCUUGACACUGGGUUAUGUUAUUCAAGUUCAAGCUGAUCCUGUGGUGAAGAACCCCCCCAACAACCUGUGGAUCAUUGCAGCGGUGCUGGCUCCCAUUGCUGUGGUUACAGUUAUCAUCAUCAUCAUCACAGCGGUGCUCUGCAGGAAGAACAAGAACGACUUCAAACCGGACACCAUGAUGAACCUGCCUCAGAGAGCUAAACCAGUACAAGGCUUUGACUAUGCCAAGCAACACUUAGGUCAGCAGGGAGCUGAAGAUGAGGUUUUACCUGUAACUCAGGAGACUGUUGUACUUCCACUUCCAGUUAGAGAUGCUCCUGCCUCCCAGGAGAGAGAAAUUACUCAGGAUGGGAGCACCAUCAAAACCGCCAAAUCCAAUGAAACGAGGAAAAGCCGGUCCCCGAGUCAGAAUGGCUCCAUCAUCAGCAACGGGUCGGGAAAGCCCAGCUCCAGCCGGAGCUCCCUCCAGAAAGUAAUGGCACCACAAAAAGUGACAAAAGAUGAAGGAAGGAAAAGAAACGUGCCCGUAAGCGAUGAAGAGGAAGGAGGCAUUCUCUUUGAUAAUAUUGCCAAAUCUGCCAUUGACCCCUUUGACACCUCUUCGGGAUCCGUACAGCUGAUAGCUAUCAAACCCGUGGCACUACCUGCUGUUCAUGCUGCAUCAGAUCGGAGCCAGGAAUCUGCCAUCGUUAAUGGAGAGGUAAACAAGGCUUUGAAGCAGAAGUCUGAUAUAGAGCACUACCGCAACAAGCUGCGCUUGAAAGCCAAGAGGAAGGGGUACUAUGAUUUCCCACAGGCUGAUAACAACAAGGGGCUGACAGAGAGAAAAAGGAUGUACGAAAAAAACCAGAAAGAACUUGACCACAUUUUGGAUCCAGAUGCAGAUAUCUCAUCUCCGUUUGCUGAGCCUAAGAACAGGCAGCCGCUGAAGAGCUCAGUAUACAGAAGCAGGCAGUCUUUGAACAGUCCUAGCCCAGGAGAAACUGAGAUGGAUCUUCUUGUGACUCGAGAAAGACCAAGACGUGGAAUCCGUAACAGUGGAUAUGAUACUGAGCCUGAAAUUAUAGAAGAAACAAAUGUUGACCGUGUCAACGAGCCUCGGAGUUACACCAGGUCCCGUCAGGCUAAAGGCCACUCGGAGACCUCAACUUUAAGUUCUCAGCCCUCCAUUGAUGAGGUUCGCCAGCAGAUGCAUAUGCUCUUGGAAGAGGCUUUCAGCCUGGCCUCUGCGGGCCACGGAGGACAGAGCAGGCAGGAGGCGUACAGCUCAGCACCGCACUUGCCCUACUCAGAGGUUGUGACCAGUGCUCCUGGUACCAUGACCCGACCUAGAGGGGGGGUACAGUGGGUACCCACUUACAGACCAGAAAUGUAUCAGUACAGUUUACCAAGACCAGCUUACAGAUUUUCUCAGCUUCCUGAGAUGGUAAUGGGUUCUCCUCCUCCUCCUGUCCCUCCCAGAACAGGUCCUGUGGCUGUUGCCUCUCUCAGGAGGUCUACAUCGGAUAUUGGCAGCAAAGUGAGAAUACCUGAGUCCAGUGGGGCAGAUCAGGUCCAGCAUCAUGAUCAGACAUCUUUUGCAGCAGGUUCGAGAGCUCCGAUGUCUGUUGGUCCACUUGAUCAAUCAGCUUUUCACUCAGGAAAUACCGUACCAGCAGUGUUUGCCAUACCAGCAGCAAACCGACCUGGCUUCACAGGCUAUUUUAUCCCAACACCACCCACAGCAUACAGGAACCAAGCCUGGAUGCCCUAUGCUGGAGAGAAUGAAUUGCCAGGGCAGUGGGCAGACUCAGUUCCGCUUCCUGGGUACAUCGAGGCUUAUCCAAGGCCCCGCUAUCAACACAACUCUCCUUCACGACUUCCUCGCCAGUACAGCCAGCAAGCCAGCAUGCAUCCCAGCCUGGAACAAGCUCCUUUGCCAUCCACUGCAGCUUCGCAGCAGAGCCUGACAGAAAAUGACCCAUCUGAUGCUCCUCUCACCAAUAUUUCUACAGCUGCCCUUGUAAAGGCAAUAAGAGAAGAAGUUGCUAAACUGGCCAAGAAGCAAACGGAUAUGUUUGAAUUCCAGGUCUAGUAUCUUUUGUGUGCAGUAUUUGUAUCGUGCAACCUGGGGUAGCCAAGAAAGUGACUCCUUUAAUUUUGAGUUACAAACUUGCUGUGAAUUGUGCCAAUACGAUGGCAUUUUUCUCUGUCUGAAAAGUCAAUAGUAUGAAGUGACUUAAAGUAGAGCAACAGGACUCUGAAGAUAUGUAAUUCUGCUUGCUGGCUACGGAAAUGCUGCCAGGUACCUGUUUCAUAUGGAUAAGACUGAUCAUAUGCAAUUGUUUGUCACUUAGCUCUUGUAUUAUGAUCGUCAUCACUAGAGAUGCUGCUGAAUGUGUCUGCACCAUGUUUCUUUGCAGGCUCAAAUGUAGAGCUGCUGAAAAUAAGUUCUGCAUGUCAAAAACUUGGAUUAAAGAAGAACAUACAGUAGAACAUGGUUAGCUAAAGGCCACAGUAGGGGUGGCGGUGACCAUGUUACUUGUUUGCUGCAGGACAUUGUAUAAGGGAUGCUGAUUUCAGCAAUGCAGAGCCAGUUCAGCCUUUUCAUUCUAGAGACUGUAUUCAAACCAAAAGAAUUUGAGAUGAGUAAGUAAUACAAAUAAAUGUCCUGUAAAUAGCCCCGAUUCUCCUCAUCCUAUUAACAGUACAAAGAAGUGAAAGAAGAGACGACUGUGAAGAAGGUGAAUGAUAUUUUGAUUAUUGGUGGCUACCUUGUCCCUCGAUGCUACUGAUGAGUUAUAGACAAGAUUUUUUUUCAGCGUGAGAGAAUACAAUGCCCGAAGAGCCAACAAAAGAUAUUGGUGCUAGAAGCUUUGAGGAGAAAUGAAAAAAGGUUAUUUGCGUUUGCUCUAUAUUCAGGCUUUUCACUCUGAAUGCAUGUGAAGCUGGUAAACCUGAGACCUUUGAGCAAGGCUUUCUGAACUGGAAUAAUGAAUACACCUGCUUGGACAAGAAAACCUCUGUUUAACACAGUGCUUUUUUCUCUUUCUUAAACAAUAUCUACUAAAGUGAUACCAGAAAGUGCUACCUGAAGCUGCAGUUGAUUUUGAUUACGCUGGAACAGUGAAUGCACACCUAGGAAGUUCGGAAUGUAGAGGGCCUAAUGAUUAUAUUAACAUGUAAAUAAGUAAACAGUUACAUGGAUUAACAAAAAUACUAAUGUUCUGUGAAAAAGAGAGCAUUUCCAGGAAUUAUGCUGACUUUACAUUGUGCAAGAUAAAGGUCACUAAUUGUUCAGCUGCAUUGUUGUAUGAAUCCAGUCCCAAAAGAAAAUCAAACCAGUUGAGUGGGACAGUAGUUUAUCUUUUGCAGUUGCAUAAACUAGUCAGAGGUCACGAACAAUUGUUUUCAGUUCUUUCAGCAGUUAGCUUCAGGAACUGAAUUUGUUGCAAAAUUUGUUGUGUUAGGCAUGUUUGAUGUCAACUGGAGUUAAAGGUAAUGUCCUUCAUUUCAGUAACUUAUUUAGUUAUCCUCAAUUGCUUAUGCUGUUUUGUCUAAUCACUUCAUUUCCCUGAGUUUCUUUGGUCUUUACUGAGGUGAGAAAGGGAACUUGGUUUAGCUUCUUGGCCAUUAGUAAAAUGAGAGGAGGAGAGAGAAGAGGAGACUAGAAUAGGGGAUAAAAGAAGAAAUUGAUGAAGCACAAACUCUUAAAGCAGAGUUAUUUUUUCCCCAAAUAAUUAUAUUACAAACCCUGGCUGAGAUUGUGAUACAUAGUUAUCCUAGAAUAUCCACAUACCUUCUGCUCCAAUACCUUAAAUAUUGCAGAAGCUUUUGGAAUGCUAGCUAAUCUUUCAAGAAAUGUGAAAUUUCAUUUUUAUUAUUUAAAAAUCAGAUAUAAAUAAAAUGUAUUUUUGUAAUUUCUAUGUAUAUAUGUGCUGUAUAUUUAUAUAAGUGACUGGUCUGCUAUAGUCAGAAAAUUUCCAUAAACCAAGUGGGGGAAAAAAAAAAAGAAAAAAAAACCUAGUAAUUUUAAUGAUCAAUAUGAACACGCUAUGUCUGGAGUACACAAAUAUACAUUUGGGUGACUUGGAUAUGAAACAACCAAAGAAACUCAAUCUUUAAUAUAAAUAUCAGUCUAGUAAAGACAGACUGCUGUCUCAGUUUCCUGUCAGCUAAAUAAUACGGAUCUUACCAGUGUAAUACAAUACAUCCAAAUUGUGUUGAAUUAAUAACUGCCUAAGAAUAUCACACUUUGAAAUAACAACUUAAAAAUACUGGGCCAAACUCAGUGUGCCAUAAAAAGACUAGUUCUGGUUGGCUUCAGUGGGAGCUUCACACACUGAGAGCAAGGCUGAGUUUCUCUGUAUAGGGUUUGUCUAUAGGUGCAAGUCUCACUUAGAAUCCCUUGGACAAUAUUCUGCUUAUUUUUCAGUCAUUUAAAUCACUGUAACAUAAAUGCAGACAUAAUUGAAGAGCAGCUUACUUCUAUUUAGCAUAAGCUAGUUCAUAACUGGCUUAAUCUAUCUUGGUAAGUGACAUCUACACUAAAUGGUCAGCCACACUUUGCAUCAGCUUUAUUACCUCAGUUUUUGAUUCUUCUUUUUAGCACAUUGAAAUUUUGCAAGUAGGUAGGCCCUUCUAUGCAAUGGGAGUGAAAUGUACUGUGAAAUCAAUUUCUGUAUCUUAGAUUGUGGUUUUGCAGAGUUAGCCCAAGGCUGCAAGUAUGGAAGCAGCAGCAAUCACAUGGAUGGGAGUGCUGAAGCCCUGUAGUGGGGAAGGGUGACAUUAUGACAUUCCCAGAGGAGUCACAAGAGGUAGGACAUACCGGAUUUAAACAGCAUCUUUGGGACAUUUCGCUCUGUUUGUAAAGCUGUAUCCUAUCUUAAAUUUAAACGAUUUAGCAGUUCUGACAAAAAAUGUGCGAGGGUCAAGUCUCAUGCCUUAUAUGAUGAAGCAUCUAUCUUGCCAAACUGGAAGUUAACAAGUUUGGCGAUUAUGUAGGUGUACAGGGUUUGAUGCCUAUGUGCAAACAAAAUGAAAAAAUACAAAACCCUCAAGUAUAAACAUCUAAAUAGCCGCCUAGAAAGAAAACCCAUUUCAGUAAAGUUAAACAAAGUACUCUUCACAAUACUGAGGAAGACCUGAUAGAUUUUCAACAUUAAUUUUGUUUGAUAUGGUUAUCAGUGAUGUGCAGUCUAUUGAAUAUUCCCUGAACCAUCACUCCAAAACCAUUGUGGUGCACUUUAUUCACAAAGACAUCUUACAUUCUUCAUUCAUAAUGGCUUUCUAUUCUGUUUGGAAUAUGUUUCUGUAUUUUUUUUUUAUUAUUUAUUUUUUUCAGUACAAAGUAAGGUUAAAUCAAGACAGUAAGGACAUUCCCAGGAAAGAAAAAUCAUGCUGUAAUAUUUAUACUCUCUGAGCACAAAGCAAUGAUAAAGUGAAAAUAUAGUGUACAAAUAAUUUGUAAUAUAAUAAACAUUUUGUAUGGCUGCAAUUACAAUAGAGUUUUUCAAUACUGAUUUCAAAGAGGAAGGUAUACCUGUUUAAAGUUAUAACUGCAUUAGAAUAUAUUCAUACCAUUUUUACUAAUAAAAAGUUAGUCAUUAAGGUUUUUGUACUAAAUGCCCCAAUUUUCUUUACAAUUAUAUUGAAUGUUUAGGUGGAAAUACGGUUGUCUGUGUACAAAAAUGUUGUUGUUCUGACCACUAUUUGUCUUCAGAUUUGUAAAUCAUCAGUAGAAACAUCUGCAAAUGAAAUGCACGUAAAAUUACUUCUCGGUAUGUGUGUAAUGACCACUUUCUGUAGGUAUACUAUGUGUGACAAUUAUUAACAUCAGUAGAACAGUAACUUUAACAGGAUAAGAGGGUACUCUGAUGGUCAUUUUUUGAGAAAAACAUAUUAUCUGGAUUUGAGAGAAGCUCUAGCACUCAAUCUAGAAAUAUGAAUAAUAUUUGUAUCUAGUAAUAUUAUGGGUAGAACUUGAUAGAAGUGCAUGUAAAUCCUGUAUAUAGACAUGAGGAAACUAUCAUAAGUAAUGAUCAUUUCUUUUUCAGACUAACUUUGAGAAGGUGAGACAUGUAAGAAAUGUAAGAUAAUGUAAGAUAGAAAAAACAACAUUGGAUUGAGUGGCAGAACUGUCUCGUUUAAAGGAUAUACAUACAAAGCUAACUACAGUGUUUGUUAUAUUUCAAGAUGCCUGACUGUUAAAGAAUUAAUUACAUUUUAAUGUACUUUUUUUAGACCUGCAUUGCACAAGAGCUAGCUGUCAGCUUCUAAAAGUCUGAGGGAGCUUGAAAGCAGCAAGUUUUCUGAGCUAGCAGAAGUCACUUCAUUUUGCUGACCUUGUUCAACCUGUACACGACUGAGAGGCUCCGAGUACUGUGUCCAAGGAUGCUGUAAAUCAGUUACAGUCCUGACUUUGCAUUUCUUGUGCAUAAACAAAUCUCAGUGGCUUCCCAUAUCUCACUGACAUGAAGGUCAUGGUAGUAGGAAGUAGGAAGAGAACAAGUGUGAGAUAAUAUGAAGGAUAUUAACAGGUCUGGAGUACGUUAAUGGUCUGGAAGCCAUAGAUCUGCUGUUGCACAUUGACUCAGACCUACUAGAAAAUGGUUGUGUUGGACAGCUGUUCUGAGCAAGGAGUGCUCCUUUCCUUGUCAGUGCCUGGUAUGUAUAAAUUAAGACUCAGUCCUAUCACAAGAGAGUGUGUUAAUUCAUGCUUCCACUCCUUUGUGUAAGCCAUGUGCAUGCUCUGUGCAGCUCCACGUGAGAGUGGCAUAAUUAACAUGAGUGGUUUCCAGUUACUCAAAGUAAUCUCUUGUAAUAAAACACCAAGUUGUAUGGCAUAUUAUAUAUAUUUUACUACAUCAUGGCGGGGGCUGUGGGGGGGGCGGCGCAGGACACCCAUGAUCAUAUAGUAUGCUAGUAUAUUAAUAGCGUUAGCUUUUUUUUUUUUUUUUGAAGGCUUUCUGAAAAGGGGAAAGUUUGGUUUGCUAAGAUCAGGACUGCUCACUAACCGGAGCGAGUGCAGGGCAGCAUCCCCUCCUGCUCAGUGUGCUGUUGUGGCUGACGGAGCAGAUCUCUCUUCUGGUCACUUACUGCCCCCCUAUAACAGGGUACAGGCACACAGCUGUUUUGAGUAAGACAGAUGUAAUUUUGAAAAUAAGUAUGUGGGGUAAAUAACAUCUAGCUAGUUCUCUGUGAUCGCUUCAGAUGGUCUGCUAAGCAAAUUUACAAAGCAGCGUGUGUUCAAAGAGAAAUGGAUUAGCUUGGGGUUGUUUACUAUAAUGCUAUUUAGCUAUAGCACUGUAGAUUGUCACAGUGCUAUAUGGAAUGAGUGUGCCCAGUGGUAGCUGACACUUCCUGUGCUAGACAUCCUUUUCAUCAGUUAAUAUUUUGACCAUAACCCAGGACUGAGUAAGAUAUUUAGGUUUUGUUUUGCUUAUCAAAAUACUUUAAAGUUAAAUUUUUCUGUUUUAAAGGGUAGGCAUGCAAAUUGAGCAUAAGUACUCAUUCACAAUGGUGGGUUUUUUUAACUUGCCUUUUUCUCAUAAAUAAAUAAUGCAAAACUUAACUUGUUGAAAUGAGAUUUAUAUGGGUCAGUAAAUGAAUUGCAUACUGACUUGCUCAUUAGAAGAAAGUUUCAAGAUGGCCAAGUCAUUAAGGUAAACGUGGUUAACACCGCAGAAUCUGUUGAGAAUAACAGCUUUGCACAUCCUUGAUGAAAAAUGUUUUGCCAUGCCCAGUGAGAAAACUGAGCAUCUGGUGAUUCCUGUUAUUUGGGGGAAAUUUUUGCUUUGGCUGUGCGCAAGACAUGGGAGAUGAGACAGGGAUUUCGAUGGGGCUCUGAGUGGAUAGACUACCCUAUGUUACACAUUUGCUGUUUGGGUGGCCCUUAAUACCAACAGAUGUAAAAACCACAGACACCAAAGUGGUGUGGCAGAAAGGUGGUUUAGGUCCUGAUUUUUAACACUGUUGUGACACCCCAAAAUCGUACAAUAUUUCAUGAUUUUAAAAUCACCUUAAGACCAUAUUCCUAUUGAAAAUCCCUUAGGAUUCCUUAAGUAUGGAAUUAUACUAAUCUCUAUCUCUCUCCAAAAUAUUUUUUGAAAACUAGUUCUUCAUCUGUUUGUCCCCAUCCAUUUCAGGUUUCUUAAAGUGUAUAGAGGCAAUAAUGAAGAGUUAGUUCCCACAGUUUUUUCUGUUAUGAAGCUCAUUAAAAAUGAGAAAUGGGUUUUAAAUAGUUAGGUGGCCAAAUGUAUAGCAGAUGGAUCAUGUAACUACCGUGAAGAGGUGUUUCAGGAAUUUGAUUUUUUUCCAUUUGUUAAAAAUAAUUCUUGUUUUAAGAAGUGCCUGACUUUUCAAGAAUUUCCAUGCUCAAUUCAUUCCCAAGGAGUAGCUUGAAACUAUAUUACAUUCUGUAAAUAAUUUUGUAACUUUAUAAAUACGCAUUUACAUACUAGGCAAUAAUGGGUCCAAAGGAUUGUAAAUCAUACAGAAAGUUGAUUCCACUGCGUACAAUAUUUAGAGAGGAGGUGAAUCUUCCUUCCAAAGUAUGUCCCUCUUCACUGCAGCUCAAUGCAUUUCUAUGCUUUGUAAACCAGUGUCUAAACACCAUAGCACACACUGGCAUAAAUUGAAGUCUUGUAUAUCUGGCAAGGAGCACUGACUUUUGCAGCCUCCAGUGGGACCCUAUAAAGAGUGCCUGUGUAUAUGAUUAAGUUUUUAAACUAUUAAACCAGAAAUUUGUGGGUCCUUAACUCUGGCUUUUUGCAAGGAAUCAGUGGCUUUUAGGUCCUGCAUCACCAGCAAACUUAACCAAUAGAUACCUUGAGAUGUGAUGCAGCAGGGUACAGCAGCCUAUGUCAGGGAUUCACCGGGAUCUAAAAAGCGAGUGACUGUACUAGAAUAGGUGGUAAAGCUAUUUCAGCAGUGGAUGGACACUAAGUAAUUAUGAACUGAUUACUAUGGCAGGUCAGAAAGUCUUGAAGUUAACUGCUUGGAAUCGAUUUUAUGUAUUUGAUUAGCUUUUGAUUUCUUCAUUUGUUAAACCAGUGCAAAAAUAGCAACAGUGUAUUCUGUUUCAGAGUUAUAAACAUGAGAGAUCUGAAUGUAAGUAAACUUGAGGUUUAUUCUUUGUCCUUGCCUUUAUCUACUAUUUUCCACAGUGCAAGUAGGAGAAAAAACCCCAAACCCAAUACUUUACUCCCCACCAAAUUUAUUUUAAUAUUGCUUUCUGUGACAGAGAGAUGGGGAAGGCUUUUUUCAUUUCAUGUUGCUGUUGGGUUCUUCAAACUGCAUUCAAAGUCAUAUCUGAUAGAAAAAAUGACAGCGAAGCCAAAAUUUUUGGAAAAAUAGAUAGAACCCAUCUUACUGAGGCUUGGAUUUUGGUUUAGCAUUUAGCAACCCAGCAGAAACGGGCCAGACACAGCAAAGGGUCUGUUCUGCGCAGUUCUUUGGGUCUUGUUAAAAACUACAUGUGUACAGCACAGAUAUUCCUAUGUUCUUUGACUUUUUAUUUUCAUUUCUUGCCAUUGCUUUGCAUUCUGAAUUUGACUUUUAUGUUGUUGUACACAAAGAGGUACACUCUUUAGCUUGCUGAUACACUGCUAGUGUGAUAGAAGCAGUAACCAACAUAUGUGAUACAAUUUUUAAUUAGCUAUGGCACUGCACGGCUUUGGCCCAUGUUCUGCUUUGUGAUCCUUAUGUCAUAGUAGUAUUAAGGCAAAAAAUGAAUACAGAGAACGUCUUCCACUGAAGUUAUUGGCAAAACACCUGCUCACUUCAAGGAGAGCAGGACUGAUCUGGUAUUCUCUCAGUGAAUUAGCCACCACAAGUAUCUUAAAACUGCAAAGAGAGGAAGGAUGCUAUCUGGUUAUGGGUAGCUAGAAAUUGGGAGAUCGUGACCCUUCUUCAGAAUUUCAGAUUGGUCCUGGGCAAGGCACUUAAUCUGACUAUGCCUCAGUGUCCCCAUCUGUAAAGCAGGGUGAAGGGACUGCCUCUCCUCACGCCCCUGGUGAAAGGCUGAACUAACUGAUAAUGUUAGAAACACUGAAACUCUGGAGUGCAAGUGGAUACUUUAGUAUGAAGCACUAUUUAUUAUUUCACGGAGCUUGGUAAUUGUUCAAGACUACAAACUACCUGUUCCUCUGGUAGCAUUUAAAUAUGUGUAAAUUUACAAGGAAAAAACCCCAUCUCCUGAUACUAUUUCAGUAUGUUCUAGGAAGCCCUUCCAAGAACAGCUUCUACCAUUUUUACAGAGAUGUAAUAUCAAUAAAUUGUCUCACUUCCCAUGCAACAGACCUCACUUUCUGACAAUGAACUUUUCUUCUUUGAAUUAUGGAAAGGUCUAGCUCUGCAUGAUUACAAAUAUCCAUGUUAUCUUUGUUGUUCACAGCUUGAUUCAACUAAACUGUAAUGGCUGUGUCUGUGAAAAUUGCUCAAAAUCUGUAAGUGUUUCAGCUAUAAAUGGGAAAAUUGGUUUUCUGAAGUGAGUUUGAGCUGCAAAAUUGAGAGUGAUUUGUAAAGCCAAGUCUAGGGAUUAAAUUGAAAGAGGAUUAAAAUAAUUAAUUAAAAUUUUAUACUAUGCAAUCAGAAAGGAAAUCUCCAAGAAUUGGUUCCUUUGGCAAUUUCAAAUGUAAACCCAUACCAAUGGUAGAAUUUUACAUAUCACUGAAAAGGAGGCAUUUAAAAUGUUCUGGGUCAUUACCAAAUGGCUGUUUUUACUCUGAACUGUAGGGUGGUUCUAGAAAUGAAACUUACAAGUACAUAGAAUAGUUUCUUUCAUGUUAGUGGCUAUAGCUUAGUUGAAGUUGUACAUGUUUUUUCUUGGCAAUUUUGCA
This is a messenger RNA of Falco peregrinus (peregrine falcon), 14845 nucleotides long. RefSeq names its product KIAA1549 like. Lineage: Eukaryota; Metazoa; Chordata; Aves; Falconiformes; Falconidae. The record is from RefSeq and is a predicted model, not a curated record. The transcript is spliced from 19 exons. The coding region runs from base 7 to 6099 and encodes 2030 amino acids.